Messenger RNA from Racocetra fulgida, 4020 nucleotides. Lineage: Eukaryota; Fungi; Glomeromycota; Glomeromycetes; Diversisporales; Gigasporaceae. The record is from the annotation of a GenBank genome assembly.
AUGGAUGCGACACAACAACGCGAUGAUUUAGGUUCGAACAGUGAAAGUAAUAAUUUAGAAUCGAAUUUUUUACAAGGAUCUAUUGGAAACGAUGAAAUUGACCACGAAAACUUAAGUAACCAACAUUCUAGUUUGUUUGAUAAUGGUGAAAGCAAACCUAAUUUUGGAUUGGACAAUGCUUUAAAUUUAAAUAAACAAAACUCUGACGAAAAUAAAAAUGAAUUUGCUUGUGUAUUCAAUGUUAUCGAUAAAAAUAUCGAUAAAGAUGGGGUCAAUAAUGAAUUAAAUAAUAUUGAAAAAGGGAAGAAUCCUGAAUUUAGUGUCGAUUACAAUAUAAAUAGUAAUGCUGAUGGAUCAAAACUUACACAAAACAAUCAAACUCAAGGACCAGAGUAUAGUAAUAAUACUGUUGGAGAUGGAUCAAACCAAACUCAAACUAGAAAAUUUUUUAAAAAAGCUGCGUUAUUCAAACAGUUUUUUUCUUGGCGUGAUAAUGAAGAUUCUCCUGAUGUUGUCAAAGUUGUAUUUCAUGUACAUUUACCAUUUGCUAUAGAAAAUAAAGGAGAUCCAGUCGUAAUAGGCAAUAUCAAAGAAUUAGGAAAAUGGAAAGAGCCAAUUGUUCAACUUCAACUUCCAUCUCGCCAUCAUAGCCCAACCUAUUGGAUGUCGGAACCAGUGUCAAUACCAAUUUCCGCUUUUGAUGAAGGCAUCAGGUAUAGAUAUGCAGUUUAUGUUUCUCGAAAACCGGACAAGAAAAAUAAAGAAACGGGUGAUUUAUAUCCCGAAGUCGGUAAAGAAUUUCGCUUUUUAGAAAACAAAGGUGGUAAUCAGUUUGAUUUAGUGGAGGAAAUAAUGAUUGAUGGUAGAAAAUAUUUGAGAAAAGCUCGAGAGUUUGAUUUUUUGGAUUUUAUCUUUCAAUCACUGACCUCUGAAAAUAUCAAGCAAAAGAUUUUAGAAUAUCAAGACAUCUUGAACAAAUUUCAGGCAUUGACCAUGUCUGUCGCUGAUAUUUCAUUUAUUGAAGAUUGUCUUCAGGAAACAAAAUCAAAAGAAAAACGUAUUUUCCUAUGUGUUCUUUUGGGAUAUUAUGUUAAAUAUCGUCAAACAUAUUCACUUGCCAAUUAUUUUUCACUACGAAAGAGUUUCCCUUCAAUACCAUUCAUUGAGUGUCUUGAAAAAUAUCAACCUAACAGUAUACCCGAGGAUGCACAUGAAGCACUUUUAACAGCUAUCUCUGCAUUGGUUCGGCAUAAUGCCCUUUUUUGUGAUUUAUUUGAUUGGCUUAAAAUGUUUGCUGUUGCUCAUGUGGUUGAUCCAAAUUAUUCGUUUAUAGAAGCUUUGAUAGAUCUAAGAUAUAACGAUGAAGACAUGCAAAAAUUCAUUAAACAUUAUAUUCCUAAACAAGUGGUGCCAUACAUAAAUAAUAUUGAAAAUAAUAAAACAUAUGCUAGAAUAGCUGAUAUUGAUCAGCUCUUAAAUAUUUGGAUGGAUAUUAUUGAGCACACUCAAGAAAGAGAUGAAUUGCUUCGCAAACCUUUUCUCACUCGUGUUCAGGCAAUUAUCUCGGCCGGAGAUGCAACAGAUUUAGCAAAAUGUCUUGACAAAGUGCCUGUUGAACUUCGAAAUGAAGUUGCUGAGGCAUUCCGUAUACGAGCUAUACAAUUAUUAGGUCAUACAUAUCAUGAAUGGAAUAAACAAAAUUCCAAUUCAAUUCAAAAUAUUUUAUUGAAUUCUCAACUUAAUUGGACUAAGGAAGAUUUCCUUGAAACACUUCGUCGAGUUUCGUUAUCAUCAAAGGUAAAUUUGUUGAUGAUAUUUCCAAAACUUCUUCAAUUUUGGUUUAAAUUUGAUGAUGUAAAAGAUGAAAUGUCCGAAAUAAUUCUUGAAAUAUGUAAUCAAUGGUAUCAACAAUUUUUGGAUCAUUUUAAUGACAAUACAUCAUCAAAAACAUCCUUUGAUGAUCGGAAUUUCGCUUACGCUGUUUUCGAUAAUUUAUCACAUAUCUAUCCAAUUAUUGGAAAUCAUCACAAUAUUUUUAUGCAAUUGAUUAAUAUUGCCAUAGAUCGUGUCAAACAGUGUUCAGAAAAUCAAAUUUUAAGAGCGACAUCUCUUAUUAUUAAGACGGAACCCAAUAUUUACAUGCAUUAUGGUGAAAUGAUCAAAGGCAUAUUAAAUAUUUCUAUUAGAGAGGCAGACGACAAUCUUUUAACAAAAAUGCAAUAUAUUUGUGGUUGUAAUUCAAGGGUUCUUAACAUACCUCAUGAAUUAAAUGAGGAAAUUAUAUGCUAUAUCAUGGAGAGAUUGCAAAAGAGUUACCCAAUUUCGUAUGAAAAUAUAGCCACCACUGCAAUAUCUUUACUUCGUUCUGCAAAGUUUUGGAUAUUACUUCUUCAUGCAACCGGUCAUGUUGAACAAUUGAAUAAACAUCAAUAUGUAACUCAAGCUAAAGAUCUGAUACUCAAAUUUUCUGAUAUGAUUAAAAAUGAAUCUAUUUCUAUUCGAUACUUGCAAGAACUUUUGCAAUAUGAUAAUGAAACAUUAUACCAAUUUUUUGAUUCUGCUACUACUAAAAGGGAUUCUGUCAUAUUAAGUAAAGAUAAUAUAUACAACCUUCGUAAACAAUGUGAAAGCUAUGAACUAAUAUCAGACCAACUUCGAACUUUUUACACACAAUUUUGUCCACAUGGAAAAGUCAAAGAUGUUCAACAAUUUCUUGAUGAUAUAAAUUCUCGAGCAAAACGAUUGCGAAAUACUACACUCAAAGAGUCACAAGCACCUGAUCAUUGGGAAUACCACAAAAAAACCAGAGUUGCUGCGGAACGUGUACACAAAACAUCAAAAUCUCAAACGUUCCGUAACAUUUUUGAGAAUAUCAUACAAGUCAAAGAAGAUUUAACAGUAGAAGCAGUUGCACAGACAUUAAUUCCACAAGUGUUCGAGGAAUAUAAGAAGUUAUGUCUUGAAUACUUAAAAUGGGAGGAACUUGUAUGUUCUAAGGGCAGCAUUCUGUGGAAGAAUGUUUCAAGUGUAAAUCAUGAACUUGAUAUUAUGGAUAACUAUAUAAAAAUGGAACGAAAUCAAAAAUUACUUGAUACACUCACUCAUCUUUCUCAAUUUCCGAAGCAAAUUGAAAGACUUAAACAGUUAGCAGCAGUUGUAACAAUUUUCAAAGUUACUCAUACGAAAGACGAUUGGCUUGACAAAUUGAUUAAAUUCUUUAACGGAGAUUACCUGUGGCUAGGAAAAUUGAAUGAUUUUUUUGACAAAUAUUUUAAUCAUUUUCUUUCGGCAGUCGAUGAAAAUUGUUGGGAAUUGAUUAAAGAAUUAUCAAAUGCCAGCGACUUUAUAAUAUUUCUUCGAUCAGUGGCAGAACAUGAUAUUAAAAAUUUGAUUAAUGGCGUAGAUGAACAUUCGGAUGAACGUCUUAUUCAAGAAGACACUGUAUCAUCACUUAUCCAAGUCAAGCAAUUUUUGCUCCCAUUACUUAAUGCUAAUUCCUUAUCUCUUAAGCAAUUUUUACAUGAAUUACGAAGUAUUACUGAUGCCAAUCCCUCUUUAGGUAGUAAAAUAGCAUUAUGUAAUAGCAGCAAUAUGGCAUUACAAAAUAUGUAUAAUAAUAUUUCGAAUCGUGGUGAAGUGACCAAGGAAAAAAUCCGCAAUGCAGUAAAGAAAGGAACAUACACAUUCAAACGAGUAAGUAAAGAUGAUAAAUGUUCUGUGAUGCUAACCUAUCCAUCUAGCACAGAGUCCAAACCAUACAGCUUGAAUGAUUUGCAUGAUUUACGUGGACGAGCUCUUUUAAUCUCUAAACCUGGAGCUGCAGUGGAUUUAACUGCGAUUCACGGUGAAGAUGCUCUAGCAAAAAAUGUGAUGGAUGAAUUUGUAGUACAGGUUGAUUUAGCAAAUGAGAUUAUAAACAUUGCAUCAAAAUUAAUUCAAAUGGGACAUUUUGGAUAUCGUGAAUUUAGUAGAGCUGCAAAGGGAACUGAACCCUUACAAAAGUUGGAACAUGAAUUGAAA